This is a messenger RNA of Alosa alosa (allis shad), 2320 nucleotides long. RefSeq names its product collagenase 3-like. The record is from RefSeq and is a predicted model, not a curated record. Gene Ontology annotation, cellular component: extracellular matrix. Gene Ontology annotation, biological process: proteolysis; extracellular matrix organization; collagen catabolic process. The coding region runs from base 8 to 1552 and encodes 514 amino acids. The transcript is spliced from 10 exons. NCBI's taxonomy places the organism in Eukaryota, Metazoa, Chordata, Actinopteri, Clupeiformes, Clupeidae. Gene Ontology annotation, molecular function: zinc ion binding; metalloendopeptidase activity.
UAUAAGGAUGAGAUGGACAUUGAGGAUGCAGUGUGCAAGCAUGGAGGUGUGUGUGACUACUCUACUGCUGCUGGUGUGUGCAGCCUGGAGUGAGGCUGCCCCUGUUUCCAUCUCCAUGGGAGACACAGCUGCAUCUGAAGAUGAUCAAACUUUGGCUGAGGACUAUCUGGAGCGCUUCUUCUCAGAUGUCGGGACUUCAAAUGGAACUAUCAUGAGGAGUGUGACAGAAAAUACUUCUUUCAAAGACAACCUGGAGGCGAUGCAGUCUUUCUUUGGCCUGGAAGUGACAGGCACACUGGAUAAGAACACCAUUGAGGUGAUGAAGGCGCCCAGAUGUGGUGUCUCUGAUAUCAGCAGAUACGGGCACUUUGCUGGACGCCCAAAGUGGGAGAAGAAACGAAUUACCUACAGGAUAACUAUUUACACCCGUGAUCUGAGUCAGAGAGAGGUGGACUACACCAUUGGCCAGGCCUUCAAACUGUACAGUGAUAUCAUUCCUCUGGACUUCAAACAGAUCACCAGUGGCACUGCUGACAUCAUGAUCCUCUUUAAAGGCGGAUAUCAUGGGGACUUUUGGCCUUUUGAUGGUAGUGGAGGUGUCCUGGCUCACGCCAGCUCUCCUGGUCAGGGUGAAGGUGGUGACACCCAUUUUGAUGAUGAUGAGAACUGGACCCUGACGUCUCGAGGAGUGAACCUGCUUUUGGUGGCAGCUCAUGAGUUUGGUCAUGCACUGGGACUGGACCACUCCAGGGACAGAAGUGCCCUCAUGUACCCCACCUACCAAUAUGUCAACACUAAUGGAUACAAGCUGCCUGACGAUGACCGGCUAGGAGUUCAGAAUUUGUAUGGUACUCGGAAAGGUACCGCUCCAGACCCUACACCCCCUCCUCCUAAACCAAAGCCAAGGCCAAGACCAGGCCCAAGACCAGGCCCAAGGCCAGACCCAGCUCCAGCUCCUGGGCCCAACCCCAAAGAUGAACAGUGCAGCCGCAGUCUAGUGUUUGAUGCUGCCACCUCCAUCAAUGGCGAUCUCUAUUUUUUCAAGAAUGGAUAUUAUUGGAGAAGAAGUAGAAUGAUCAGAGGAAUUCCUUUAAUCAAAGUGCAAACAACAUGGCCACAGAUCACUUAUGUGGAUGCAGCUUGUGAAAUUCCUUCGAAGGCAGUAUACCUCUUCCAAGGCAACAAAUUCUGGAAAAUAAACCCGCGAGACAAAACCAUUUUGCCAGGUUAUCCAAAAACAUUAAGCAGCUUGGGCUUCGCCUCAAGUGUGGACAAGAUAGAUGCUGCACUGUACGAGCCCCUCACAAAGACCAUUUUCUUUUAUAAAGGAGCACAGUAUUGGAGCUAUAAUCCCAGAAGAGAACAAAUGUACAAAGGAUACCCAAGGGCUUUAUCUGUUGGCUUCCCUGGAAUUGGUAACAAAGUGGACGCAGCUUUUGAGAAUUACGGUUACCUUUACUUCUCCAACGGCGCGAGGCAAGUGGAGUACAACUACCGCUACUUGAGAGUGCAGCGCACCCUCCUCAACUAUGGGUGGCUCAACUGCUACUAGUAGUAGACCCCACCACAUGACAAAACAUCACUUAAUACAUCCAGCAGCUUGUAAAUUUGAAUUGAAUUGAAUUGAACCGUUCAAUGCUUCACUUAAGGGUAGAGGAGAGAUAGACUUCUCUGCAUAGCCUGUCUGCCUCUCCACCUUCUCCAUGUUUUUGUACGGACUGUCCACUAGCCUACUGUUUUACUGCUACACUGUUUACAUGCUAUAUUAGCACACAUGCACACUCCCUCCCACUGCCUGCAUUGUGGCCGUACAUAAUACCUAAUACUUUAUACUUAAUACUUGACCAAUGGCUGUAACCCUAUUACUUCAACCUAUUCUUGCACUGAUAUAGUUUUUAUAUAGUUUUGAUAUUACUUUGUCUACAUUAUUCUCUUAUAUGUCCAUAUUUAUUUUAUGCUAUUUUAUGCAACUGUUGCACUGUUGAACCUAUUUGCACCAUCACCAUGACACUCACUCUCAUAGAGCACCUUACCAUGCAUACAGAAUUACAGGCUCAGUCCCUGCCCUGUCACUGCAAGUGCCUGAUGCUUGAUCAUCCUUAUACUAUGUGGAUAUUUCGUAUUUAAGUAUUUUUUAUCUUCUACUGCCUCUAUUGUGCAGUGGAGUAGGAGAAAAAAGAAUUCUGGAGAUUUCCUAGCCUGACAUUGUCAUACUCAAUUCUAGUCAGAACUGCUCCAUUGGGACGUGAUUAUGGGGUGUGUUUCAACCAAUAGUGGGAAAAUGCCUAACCAAUCAGAGCAAUGAAAUAGCUUAAUAGCU